AUGUCUGAUGUCUUUCUAAAUUUCAUCGCUGGGGGUGUUGGUGGAUCAUGUACGGUGAUUGUGGGACAUCCAUUCGACACGGUAAAGGGUAUGGCUGCUCCUCUAGCCGGGGUCAGUCCGUUGUUUGCCGUGUUCUUUGCUGGGUGCGCCAUAGGCAAGCAUCUUCAGACGACACAUCCUGAUCAGGAGAUGACAUUCAUACAAAAUUUUAACAGUGGCGCAUUAGCUGGAGUGUUCACCACUGUCGUUAUGGUACCCGGAGAACGUAUUAAGUGUCUUCUCCAGGUGCAAGCUGAAGGCCAUGCACCAUCAGGAGUACAUUACAAUGGACCGUUGGAUGUUGUCAAAAAACUAUACAGACAAGGUGGAAUCUCCAGCCUCUAUAGAGGAACAGGUGCUACACUUCUUCGAGAUAUACCAGCAAGUGCUGCGUAUCUUUCCGUUUACGAAUUUCUCAAAAGGAAGUUCUCUGGUGAAGGUGGUCAGCGAACUCUUUCUCCAGGAGCCACAUUACUUGCUGGUGGCUUAGCUGGGAUAGCCAACUGGUCAGUUUGCAUUCCUGCUGAUGUGUUAAAGUCAAAAUUACAAACUGCUCCUGAAGGUAAGUAUCCUGAUGGAAUACGCGGCGUAUUCCGAGAAGUGAUGCGAGAAGAAGGGCCGAAAGCCUUAUUUAAGGGCUUCACACCAGUAAUGCUUCGUGCAUUCCCAGCAAAUGCAGCAUGUUUCUUCGGAUUGGAAGUGACACUUUCUAUAUUCCGACUGCUUGGAGUAGGAGAGAAGGCAGAAGUAGGUUAA
Angiostrongylus costaricensis is the source of this 795-nucleotide messenger RNA. Lineage: Eukaryota; Metazoa; Nematoda; Chromadorea; Rhabditida; Metastrongylidae. The record is from the annotation of a GenBank genome assembly.